Knipowitschia caucasica is the source of this 2205-nucleotide messenger RNA. The record is from the annotation of a GenBank genome assembly. NCBI's taxonomy places the organism in Eukaryota, Metazoa, Chordata, Actinopteri, Gobiiformes, Gobiidae.
AUGGUGCUGUCUGGGGCAGAUGUGAGGAGGCAGGAGCGUGUGAACCAGAGGCUGAAUGGUCCAGGGGGUGAAGAGCACCCGUCCCAGGAACCCCACGCUCCUGCCCCAGACAUGUUCUCCUACCUGCGGAGCCCACACUACAUCAGUACGUCCCCCACCGGCCCGGCCCGCUCCGACUCUCCGGUCUACACCAACCUGCAGGAGCUGAAGGUGUCCCAGUCCAGCAUGCCCCCUGUGCCCUCGGGCUCCCCUCUGCACCUGCUGGGAGACUGGGAGACCCACAAGGACUCCAGCGGCCGGCACUUCUACUACAACAGAGGCAGCGGGGAGAGGACGUGGAAGCCCCCUCGCACACGAGACACGUCCAGCAACGGCAGCAGUCUGCGAGGGGACAGCCAGGGCCCCGGGGACACAGAGCCGCUGUCCUCAGAAGAGAACUGCAACAGCACUCACUCCAGUCAGUCGGACAGUCAGUACGGGUCGCCCCCUAGAGGCUGGUCUGAGGAGCUGGACGAGCACGGCCACACCACCUACGUGUCAGAGUACACCCAGGAGAAGUGGAUCAAACACAUGGAUGAGCAGGGCCGGCCGUAUUACUACAGCGCAGACGGCUCCAGGUCGGAGUGGGAGCUGCCCAGGUACAACAUCUCACCUCAGUGCGGGGAGCUGCCCAAAAGUCGCAGUCUGGAGAGGAAGCAGCAGGAGCCCAUUGUCCUGACCAAGUGGAGACACAGCACCUACGUUCUGGACCUAAAUGACAAGGAGAACCCUCCAGCAGGGCCCAAGCAGAGCUCCCCGGACUCUGACUCCUGCCCAUCGUCUCCCAAACACCCCUCCACUCCCUCGGAAAAGUGCGGAGUCCUCAACGUCACCAAAAUCACAGAGAAUGGAAAGAAAGUGCGGAAGAACUGGGCGUCGUCCUGGACCGUGCUUCAAGGCUCCUCUCUGCUGUUCGCCAAGGGCCAGGGGGGCACCACCAGCUGGUCUUACUAUCGCAGCAGCUCUCUCCCUGAGCUGCUCCUGUCUCUGCUCAGCUCCUGGAAGCGCUCAGCCAAACCCCGGCCCGCGGUGUCCUAUGUGUCCUCUGCUUUUGGGGGAAACCAGUCCAAGCCCGAGUUCACCGUGGACCUGAGAGGCGCCUCUGUGGAGUGGGCGUCCAAAGACAAGUCCAGCAAGAAGCACGUCAUCGAGCUGAAGACGCGGCAGGGCACCGAGCUGCUGAUCCAGUCCGAGAUCGACAGUGUGGUCAGCGAGUGGUUCAGAGCCCUGAGCGACGCCAUCAGCACACACGCGUGGGAGUCUGACGAGGCCAUCGAGGAGGACAUGCCCGAGUCUCCAGGAGCUGAGAAGCAGGACAAGGAGAAAGAGCAGCGCGAGUCCAAGAAGAACAGAGUGAUGAAGAGCUCGGUGAGUAUGGACGCCUCAGACCAGAAGAAGACCAGGUUGAAGCUCAAGAAGUUCCUGAUCCGACGGCCCACGUACCAGGCAGUCCGAGACAAGGGCUACAUCAAAGACACUGUGUUUGGCUGCAGUCUGAGCUCGCUGUGCCAGAGGGAGAACUCCACCGUGCCCCAUUUUGUGCGAAUGUGCAUCAACCACGUGGAAGACAACGGUCUGGAUGUGGACGGUCUGUACAGAGUCAGCGGGAACCUGGCCGUCAUCCAGAAACUGCGCUUUGCUGUCAAUCACGAUGAGCCGCUGCAGCUGGAUGACAGUAAGUGGGAGGACAUCCACGUGACGACAGGAGCCCUGAAGAUGUUCUUCAGAGAGCUGCCGGAGCCGCUCUUCACCUACAGCUGCUUCAACCACUUCGUCAACGCCAUCAAGUGUCAGGAGCAGAAGCAGCGGCUUCACUGUAUCCGGGAUCUGAUCCAGAAGCUGCCGAAGCCAAACCACGACACAAUGCAGGCGCUCUUCAGCCACCUGCGGAGGGUGGUGGAGCACGGCGAGUCCAACCGCAUGACGACCCAGAGCGUGGCCAUCGUCUUCGGCCCCACGCUGCUGCGCCCAGAGACCGAGUCGGGCAACAUGGCGGUGCACAUGGUCUACCAGAACCAGAUCGUGGAACUCAUCCUGCUGGAGUACGACAGUGUGUUCGGCAGAACAAGCCUGAGGCGGUGGAAAGACGACAGGGGUCCAAAGGUGUUUUGUGCAGAGGUCUGGACUGGGACCACAGCUUGGGACGCCUGUGCUUCAGUGACCUGA